This is a messenger RNA of Esox lucius (northern pike), 1095 nucleotides long. RefSeq names its product C-type lectin domain family 12 member B-like. Lineage: Eukaryota; Metazoa; Chordata; Actinopteri; Esociformes; Esocidae. The transcript is spliced from 6 exons. The record is from RefSeq and is a predicted model, not a curated record. Bases 35 to 814 code for a protein of 259 amino acids.
UCUACAUAAACACUGUUAAACAAAAGUCUAACGGAUGGAAGAAGAGCUAAAUUAUUCUACAGUGGUUUUCAAAAAUCCCAUUGUUUCUUUACAGAAUGAGAAAAAAGAGGAAGAGACAGUAUAUGCCGCGAUAAAGGCUGAGGGAAGUUCAUCCACUCAUCAAAGUCCUGCCAUAGGAGAGGACAACAGCCCUGCGCCCCACUCUCAGCCCUGUCGUGGUGUGGCAGUGUGUCUGGGGGUUCUGUGUGUCCUCUUGGUUUCAGCCAUCGUAGGCCUCAGCGUCUUCAGCACUGAACUCUCAGAGCAAAAGCAGUAUCUGAUGAAUCUCAACAGCAAUCUGAGUACAGCAAUUCAAAUUUUGCAAAGUUAUAAUAGCAAUAUUAGCACUGCAAACCAAGAUUUAAUGUCUGACAAAGAAGAGUUGACACAAGAAAGAGACAGACUGAAGACAAAUCUUCAGGUCAUAUAUCAGCUUCAUGAUUUUCCUGUCAAUCAAUAUUGUUCCAAAACAAAUGGCAGUGUGACAAAGUGCAACCCAUGUAAAUUUGGUUGGAUGUUAUUCCAAUCUAGUUGUUACCUGAUUUUUUUCCCUGAUGCACCUUGGAAGACCUGGACUGAAAGCAGAGAGGAUUGUAAAAAAAGAGAAUCAGAUUUGGUUGUUAUUAGCAGUCAACCUGAACAGGAAUUUAUUUCCAACCAAACACAAUCCUACUAUGAUGUAUUUCAUGGGUACUGGAUUGGCUUGUCUUACCAAGCUAACAAUCAGUCAUGGAUGUGGGUUGAUGGAAGUGUUCAGGGUCUGAAGAAAGGGUAGGCCCAAAACAUUUUAAUCAAUGAUAACACAAUCCAAAAAACAAUUAAUUUGUCAAAUUCAAUCAGAUAUAAACAAUGGAUUUCAUAAUUUGAUCCCUGCAAAUGCUGGAAUACUGAUGUGCCCAUAAGUUUGCAUACCUUGGCAGAAAUUAUGAGAUUUUGGCAUUGAUUUUGAAAAUAUGAUUGAUCAUGCAAUCUUUAUUUAAGAAUAGUGAUAAUAUGAUAUUAUCACACUUUUGUCUGGCUCAUUUUUAAAUCAUAAUAAUAACAGAAAUCACCCAA